AUGGCACCAACACCUUGUGCUAUUUGCAAAAGCGCCAGAGCUCUGAUUAUACGACCGAAGAACCAUCAAAAAUUAUGUAAAGCCUGUUUUAUCGCUAUCUUUGAAGCAGAAAUUCAUCAUACCAUCACCUCGACAUCACUCUUCUCACCGGGGGAUCGAAUAGCAAUAGGAGCAUCCGGAGGAAAAGAUUCGACGGUGCUCGCCUCUGUUCUUAAAACUCUUAACGAAAGAUAUAAUUAUGGACUCGAGCUAGUUUUACUGAGUAUCGACGAAGGAAUAAAAGGUUACCGCGAUGACUCUCUCGAAACAGUCAAGCGAAAUGCGAUUCAAUACGAAAUGCCCCUCAAAAUUGUAGGAUAUGAUGAAUUAUAUGGAUGGACCAUGGACCAAGUCGUCGAAACGAUAGGCAAGAAGGGAAAUUGUACAUAUUGUGGUGUGUUUCGCAGACAAGCUUUGGAUCGAGGGGCGAAAAUGCUAGGUAUCAAACAUGUGGUUACUGGACAUAAUGCGGAUGAUGUCGCAGAGACUAUUUUGAUGAAUCUGCUACGCGGAGAUUUACCUAGGUUGGCAAGAAGUACUAGUAUUGUUACUGGCGACGAAUCGAGCGAUGUGCGCAGAAGCAAACCGCUGAAGUAUGCCUAUGAGAAGGAGAUUGUGUUGUAUGCGCAUCAUAAAAAGUUGGAUUAUUUCAGUACCGAAUGUCUAUACAGUCCCGAGGCUUUUAGAGGUAGUGCGCGGAGUUUGAUCAAGAAUCUAGAAAGAGUUAGACCUAGUGCGAUUCUAGAUGUUGUGCGCAGUGGAGAAGACAUGGCAAAAUUAGUACCAUCAGAAGUUACCGGAAUAAGUCACUGCAAGAGCCAAAAAGUUUCAUUGGCUGCCACAAAUGACGAGGAAGAAGGAAACGGAGGCUGUGGAACUAAUGGUCGAUCAAGUGGAGGUGAGAUGGCGGAUAUGGAAAAGAAACUCCAAGAAGACGAAGAAGCCUCGGGAAGAGAAAUCGACGUAGCAUCAAUCGCAUCGAAUACAACCAACAGCCAGGGUCACGAUAGAAUAGACAAAUUCGAAGCCCGAAGAGGAGCCAAGAAGGAUGGUCGUAAACUCACAAAACAAACACUAGGGAAGUGUAAGAAAUGUGGAUAUAUGUCCAGUCAAGAGAUUUGUAAAGCAUGUGUUUUACUAGAGGGAUUGAAUAAGAAUCGACCAAAGAUGGAGAUAGAAGUAGAUGUAGAGGAUGAAGAAGAGAGCUCCACGCUUAGAAGGAGAAUGGAAGGGUUGGCUCUCGCGGCUGGAUAG
This is a messenger RNA of Sclerotinia sclerotiorum 1980 UF-70, 1293 nucleotides long. RefSeq lists its product as hypothetical. Gene Ontology annotation, molecular function: tRNA binding. Lineage: Eukaryota; Fungi; Ascomycota; Leotiomycetes; Helotiales; Sclerotiniaceae. The transcript has a single exon. The record is from RefSeq and is a predicted model, not a curated record. Gene Ontology annotation, cellular component: mitochondrion; cytosolic tRNA wobble base thiouridylase complex. The coding region runs from base 1 to 1293 and encodes 430 amino acids. Gene Ontology annotation, biological process: tRNA wobble position uridine thiolation.